Sarcophilus harrisii (Tasmanian devil) is the source of this 9350-nucleotide messenger RNA. It is a transcript of the gene HMGB3, whose product is annotated as high mobility group box 3. The transcript is spliced from 5 exons. Gene Ontology annotation, biological process: regulation of transcription by RNA polymerase II. NCBI's taxonomy places the organism in Eukaryota, Metazoa, Chordata, Mammalia, Dasyuromorphia, Dasyuridae. The record is from RefSeq and is a predicted model, not a curated record. The coding region runs from base 451 to 1056 and encodes 201 amino acids. Gene Ontology annotation, cellular component: nucleus. Gene Ontology annotation, molecular function: DNA binding, bending.
GUCUUUGUUAUACAGAGUAUUGCGCUAGGCUGGAGGGGAGGGGGGCAGCCUGCAAACCAGCGUCUGUCCCUGGAGCCCCUCAUCCCCACUGCAGCAAACCCGCCCAGGGUGCUAGCGAGGCGCCUCCUCUGGGGCCCUGAAGCCUUGGGAGGGCCCCGGGGGGCCGGGGAUCCCCAACGCGAGCGCCCCAGAGCCGGCCACCGGCCACCGGGGGUGCGUGCUUGUGGCUUUGUUAGGAAUAGCAGCCUCUGCUGCCUGAGCCUGAGCCUUACACAGGCAGAGAAGCCAUUUUAGCGAAUGGAGCUGGAGCUGCUGCUGCUGCUGCUGCUGGGGCCAGAAUAGCAGCUCCCACUUCUCCGUUCCUCAGUAGCACUGAGCUUCUCUCGCUUCCUCAGUAAGGGCAUCGGGCGCCGGGCCCCCCUUUCAGCCGCCUUUCCUUGGGAGUUCACCAUGGCUAAAGGUGACCCUAAGAAACCGAAGGGCAAGAUGUCCGCUUAUGCCUUCUUUGUGCAAACUUGCCGGGAAGAGCAUAAGAAGAAAAAUCCAGAGGUUCCUGUUAACUUUGCAGAGUUUUCUAAAAAGUGCUCGGAGAGGUGGAAGACUAUGUCAGGGAAAGAGAAAUCCAAGUUUGACGAGAUGGCAAAAGCUGAUAAGGUACGAUACGAUAGAGAGAUGAAAGACUAUGGACCAGCGAAAGGUGGCAAAAAGAAGAAGGAUCCUAAUGCACCUAAACGGCCACCGUCUGGCUUCUUCCUGUUCUGUUCAGAAUUUCGCCCCAAGAUCAAGUCUACAAAUCCUGGCAUAUCCAUUGGGGAUGUGGCAAAGAAGCUUGGUGAAAUGUGGAACAAUCUGAGUGACAGUGAGAAGCAACCUUAUAAUAAUAAGGCAGCCAAACUGAAGGAGAAAUACGAGAAGGAUGUCGCAGAUUAUAAGUCGAAAGGGAAGUUCGAUGGGGCAAAGGGGGCGGCUAAAGCUGCCCGGAAAAAGGUAGAGGAGGAAGACGAGGAGGACGAGGAAGAAGAGGAGGAGGAGGAGGAUGAAGAAGAUGACGAAUGAAACUGUACCAUAUUCUGUCUCCAUGUGAAUACCAUAGAGUAGGGGAAACACCUUUAAAUGAAACACCUCUUUGUGAUGGUGUUGAUUGCCCUCAUUAGGCUUAAUUGGCUUCUGAUCACAUAGCUUCUCAAAAGUGCUUCUAGAUAGACAUUGUAACUGGUUUACUUGAAGUGGCCAUGGGUAUCUCGGAGCACCCAGAAACUGUAUCAAAGUUGUACAUAUUUCCAAACAUUUUUAAAAAUGAAAAGGCGUUCUCGUGUUCUCCUCACUCUGUGCACUUUUGUUGUUGGUGUAAAACAAACAUUUACAAAUGUUUUCAGGCAUUUUUUUUUUUUUUUAAUUUGUAAGGUGGUGUUUAACUAUAUGGUUAUUGGCUAGAAAAUUAUGGGUUAUAAAACUGUACAUAUCUAUAGUUUGUAAAAACAAAAACCCCACACCCCUAGACAGAUUCUUGGGGUCCAGGCUUGAAGGGGGCAUGAGGCUUGUCUGCCUUUCCUAGGGGGCUGCAACCCAAAGCCUACACUGUGAGGGUAGAUUGCAGAUAUACUGCAAUGGGUGUCCAUUUAGCUUACAAGUUGUCUUUCUGUAUAUAUAGUGAAAUAGCACCCAACUCCCUUUCUUAGGUGUCACAAGUGGGGGGGUGGGGGUGGGGGUCAGCUGGCAUGAGAAGUGUCUGGAUUUUGCUUUUCUUUUUAGUUGAAGUGCAGUAGUUUUAAAUUGAAGUGUAGACUUCCACCUUGUAUCAAACAGAAAGCCAGAGCAGUGAUGCAAGGAACAAAAAAAAAAGUCUCUUCUUAAACACAAUUUGGAACAUUCUGGUUUUUUUUUUGUAUGUUUAGAAUGCUAAAAUGUCUUUUGAAGCAAAAUAAACAGUAUUACACUUUAAAAAAACCUUUCUCGACACCAUUCAAAAUUUCUGGGUUUCAAGUAGACUACCCCAAAACAAAACAGUACUUUGGAAGACCCAUAUCCCCAUGAAUGUGGUAUUGAUAAGUCAGUUAUUUCCUAGUUAUCUACCCUAUCACCUCUGUUUAAAAAAAAACAGCAAAAAACAAAAAAAAAAAAACACUCCCCAGCAGGGAUGGGGUUCAAGGGAGUGACUACUUUAAGCUACUCUGUCAUUUAGAUUGUUAUUAUAUGAGUAGCCUUAAGAUGGUAUGCAAGUCCGUUAACUUGGAUGAGGGUUUUUUUUUUUGGGGGGGGGGCAGUGUUUAAAAAAAAAAAAGGGGACCCUUCCUGGCCUGUAACAACUUUCAAAAAUACUGAAAAGCAGGUGGUGAGAUUUAAUUCCACUAACAGGUUUUGACUCUCCACCCCCUUUCUCUGGUUAAGUUGGGUAUGCAUUUACUAUAUGUACUAAAAUGUGCCUUUUAAAAAAAAAAAAUCUUUUUUUUUUUUUUUUUUUACUUCAAAUUUGCUUGGGGGGCACCUCCCUGCCACCCCUCAGUUUUGGUCUAAUGCUAGAAACUUCAGUUCUGCCAAGUCAUAGAGGAAGCUGUUUCCUAGCUUCUUAAGCCUCCUAGGUUCUGGGGAAAAAACCCCAGGUCAGCUACCGCUUCCAGAAAGGGCAAUUAUGGCCAGUAAGUGGGGGGUUAUGGUUCCCCCCCAACCCCAUAUAAGUUGGGAUUAUGAAGACAUGUGAGGGAGACCCUAGAACAUCUCCCUCAUUCCAUUCCCUCCUUUUAAUAAUUAAAAUGUAGAAAUAUUGCUUUGGGGGUUAGGGUUAAUGUUGACUGGGAGGAUGACCCAUGUGUGCUAAACUGUUCGGAGAAUGGUGGUGGAUAAUGUCAGUGUCUGGAAAGGUAGCAUUCUUGUGGCUCAGGCACUAGAGAGAUAAGGUUAAAAUUACAAGUGGUCAUGGGAAGUGUCCUUUGUCUGGAGGGAACCUUUCUCCCAGGAGUCUUAAGCAAAAUGUUGAAGUUUUCAAAAGUCUAAUCUGAGGGUCACUUUUCAGAUAAGCAAUGGUCCUAUUCUUCCCCUUCAGGUCCUUAAUUCCAAAUUAGCUCAAAUGGUCUUUUGUUGGUGGUUUUGCCUUUGUGCUGGGGCAGUAUUUCCCUAUAUGCUCAAUUUUGGUAAAGGCUUAGGGUUGUUUGAUCUUUUGGAUGUGAGCCAUUCUGACCAGUAGUGUCACCCGUGGAGCCUCAUUUUUCAGAAAACAGUCCGUUAAAUAAUCUUCAUCCUUUCUUUUACUCUUUGCAAGUCUUCCUUCCUUUUUGUUUUUUCUUCUCAGAGAUUGAGCUACUUGGGCUAAAGAAGUUCCCUUAUUCCUCCAUGUACCACUAUUCCAUUUCCAGGCUUGAUUUAAGCUCAUCCCAAAGUGUCCGUUCUCAAGAGCAGACAAUGGGGCUAUAGUAUCCACAGGCACUUUUUUGGAAGUGGGGCAUAAGGUGCCCCUCCUAGUGGGCAUUUCAACAUGAGCAGUAGCUGGUUUGAACACUAGCCAAGGCCUUUGCUUUCGGUCGUAUUUACUUCAGCACUGUGUGCCAGUAAGUUUCCCACGUGCCUCUCGGGGCUACAGAAUGAGACUUUUGGCUUAGGUGACCCUACCUUUCCAGCUCCGAAUCCUUCGAUGCAAUUUUGACUGUUCCCCUUGUCUUCAAAUUGUCAUCUUAGGCUGCAAGUUACAAGUCCCUUGGGACAUUCAGGGCAGAAGGGUGGCAUGCCAGUUGGAACUCUCAAGUGAGCUGGGUUCAUUUCCCAACUUGUUCUCACCCUAUAUGUUGUGGAGCUCACAAACUAGUGGACUAGUAUUUUAGGAAGUGUGUUGAGGGAUUCUAAAGACCAACCGGACGAGGAAUCAGAGAAGGUAGAAUGUAAGCAAUGGCUGUUGGGAUGUGGGAUUGCUAAUCUGAUUUCAUCAAAAUUGAAGCUAGUUUAAAAACAUUAGCAAAACAUUCUUCUGUUGCCUGACCCCAUCAGGACUGGGGCUAUGUUUUGUGAUGCCUUGAUCGAGGGUGGAACUGGGACUAACUGUUUUGUUUUUUGCAAUGUCAACCUCUCCAUACAUCAUUUCCAAUAAUACUUUUCCCCCCCUGUUCUGCUUCUAUCUCCUGUCUCUCUUUCUCCUUUUAUUUUCUCCUCAAAGAGAUCUGAUCUUUGGGGGAAAAUACUCAAAAACAUCUGAGCUUAAUGUAGCAACUGUUGUCAAAGUGUCUCUCCCAUGUUUAUGUUCUUGUCAAAAAGUGUGUCUAGGGACCUUUUUGGAUGCAUUCAUUUUCUGUAAUAAAGUUUAUUAAUCAGUCUUCCCAAAAAGAAAUCUGUUGAAAUGAGUGUGCCGCUGGGGACGUGGGUGGUGGUUUGAAAACCUGGACUUUGGCUGUGAUCUUACCAGGACUCUGGAAAUGGGAGAGGGUGAUGAUAGUCCAGUUGAAGACAGUCCAGUUGAGAUUUGGUUCGAUGAGGGGGCUAUCAGGGUGAAGAAAACCUUUCUCGGUUUGAGAGGAGGCAGGGUCGCCCAAUCAGACUUGCUUUCCUGAUGCACUCUCAAAAAAGCUGAAUUCUGGCCUUGGCCCAGAUGGAGGUGGGCAAAGGGACUAGAUAAGUGUGGGAAGAUUUCAGUGUUUUCCUGUGUGCAUACCCCCACCUACCCAAAGUACAAAAUGGCCACAUUUGGCCAGAAUCAAAGUUUGGGGACACUGGGGGUGGGGGGGGCCUGACUACAAUUGCCAUAGCAGGAGUCAAAACGAGGUUUCCCUGAUAGAAGUCAAAUCUUUAUCCACUAACCCAUGCUUAGUAUUAGACUAAGUUGAAAUCCCAUGAGAGCUUCCAGCUUGUCUGUUCUACACCUCCCCCCAAAGUGGCUGAACUCAUGGAAAUUUAGAAAGGGUGAGCUCUGACUGGGGAGAGGGGAGAAAAAUGGGGAUGGCAUCAAGGGCAUAGUGGGGAGGGGGCUCCUCAUCUAUGCAUCCUGCCUGUUGAGAAAAGCAGGGUAACAAAUCCCAGUUCUACGCCUCAAGCUUAAAACCUUGUCAUAUGCAACUGCUUAUGACAAAUGGCUUCUGAGAUGAAGCUCAAUGACCAUUUCAUGGAAGGUCAUAUUUAAAAGAUAUCUAUGGUUUCAAGUGGGAUGAGGGAGACCUAUAUAGAUACUCAUCUAAUUAUAAAUUAAGAUUUGAAUGGUCAAACUCUGCCAAAUAAAGAGAGUAAACAAGGCAUAGGAUCAUAGAAGUAGAGCUGGAAAGGAAGUAUUGGAAAUGGAGCCAAGGGGGAAAGGGACCAAAGGAAAGCUGAACUGGCCCUCAGAACUUAACUGGUUUUCUUGGACUUUGGGUUAAUGACCAGUAUCAUUUAUUUAAGCCUUUGAAAUCCUGAAGAAGCUCUUUCCCAGGAGGAAACCGAGGCAGAUUUUCCCAGGGUCACGCUGCUAGUUCCGUAUCUGGUCAAAUUUGAAGUAGCUUGAACAAAAUUGGUCUCUUUUCUAUCAUUGGUCUAUGAUAGAUACAAUGUACUCCAAUAAACUAAAACUACAAUGCUACCUUGUGUAAGAAAAGUAACAUUUCCCACUGAGCCUUAGAGGUGAAGGGGCAGGGGAGAAACACGUAGUGCAAAGAGGGAUGAAGCAUCUGGGCCACAGAGGGAAUGGAGAAAGAGAUCAGCAGUGAUAGUCAGGAGAGUGGAGAUCAUCAAAGAGCGAAAGAAAUGAGGGUUCAGGACAGAGCUCUGAGGCACCCUUAAGUUAGUGGGCAUGAUGAUCCAGAAGACUGCAGAUCAUCAGACCGCAUUAAGAUACGGAGAGAUCAAGCAGGAUGAGAACUGAAUGCUGAGUAGUUCAAGAGCUAGUUACAUAGAAGAGAGAUCAAAGUUCCAUGUGGUGCCCCAGAGGGCAGAACUAGGAGUGAUGGGUGGGAGUUAGUUUGGCAGAUUUCCAAGGGAAGUAGAUUGCUGUGGGAGAGGGUCAGCUGCCCCACAAGGCUACUUGUGGAUGUUCCCUAGAGGUGACUCCUGGAGUGCUGGAGAUGCCACUGAGGGCCCCUCUUCCAGCUAGGAAAUGGCUAUGACAACUGAGGGCAGAAUAGCACACUAUGGUCCAUCCUCCUCAGUCUUCUGACAUCCUUCUCUUAUCCUUUCCAUAGCUUGUUUUCUUCCCAUCUGUUUUACUCCCCCCUCCCCCAUCUAACUUUUUUUCCUCAUCCUUUGCUUUGGAAGUACUUUGCUUGAACCCAUUUCCCCAUAGAAACAAGGUUAUAAAUGGCAGUUUCCCAGGCACCCACUGAGUCCAUAGUAUAGCUGAAUGCUAAUAAGGUGAUUUAAUGACAGUUGGCAGCUGUGUAAGACAGUGAUGCUGAUGGGGGGAAGAAAAUGGCCCGAUGUGCUAAGGGACAUCCCAAUGCAGUCCUGAAACCCUAUGGACAGCAUCCAAGGAAGCUAUCUCCCAGCCACAGGGCAAGAACUGGAUCCAAGUUUUUUGUCCCAAGGGAGAGAGGAAUAAGUCCCUCCUUCUAGAUGGGGAGAUAGAUCCUGGCCUGGGAAUCUGCACUAAUCUAAGUUGUCUGUACCUGGGCAUCUCAAACGGCGUGCUAUUUUGCAACACGAUUGAAUUAGCCCCUAUUUGGUACUAACCCUCUGGUUAGACCCAGGAGAAGUUAUUGUCCUUCCCUGGUCCUCUAACAGUUCAUUAGCUGCAAAAUCCAGAGUUUUGGGAAUGGAAGGACCAGAGAGGAUCUGGUCCAGCCUUCUCACCUUACAGUGGAGGGAAAUGACUUGCCCAAACUCUAGUAGUAAGUGGUUUUUGGGGACGUGACAUAGCUCUUAACUUCCAUCUCUUCAGUGGCUUUCCUUUUUCUUGGGGGCUGCUAUAGCUUCCUGGAUGCUUAUGGGAUUGGGUUAAUUUUGGAGAAGCAGGCAGUUGCCACAUGUGUGGUUCUAAGCCUGGCAUAAGGGUCAGAAAGUCAAGAGACCGUAAGAGUAGGCAGACAGGUUGGAAAAUGGGCCUCAAUGCUAAAGACUGCUUUCAGCUUGCUGACCCACCCUGUGAACCAAUCACUUUGGGUCUCAAUGUCCUCACCUAUAAGACCAUCACGUGGAUAGAAUUGCUUCAAGGUUUGCAAAAUGCUUUCCAUAGAUCAUCUAGCCCUUUAAAAUGAAGGUGGCGUCAUGUGCUUUCACAUCAGGUUGUUAUAUAGAGAAAAAAACAAAAUGAGAAGCAUUUUACAAAUUAGAGAACACUCCUAGUAGAGUUUUUUUACUUCUUUUUUUUUUUUUUUUUUACUUCUUUUUGCAAAAGAAAUUCUUGGCAGGUACAGGAGACGCACACUAGUAAUCUUUGUAGAGGGGAGGCUGAGGCUAGUGGAUCCUUUGAAGGAGAAGGAAAUAAGCAAUGGUAUCCACUAAUGUUAAACACUAUAGAAUUAUCCCAUUUAAUUCUCACAACAAUCUUGAGAGGGGGGUGCCCCAUUUUUUGUUGAGAAAAUUGAGGGAGAGGAUCAAGUCCACCUGCCUUACUAACCAAUCAGAAAGGAAAUGGGACAGAUCAAAUCCUCCAUCCCCUUUGCUGGCUGAUACGAGUGGCUAUUCAUACUUCAAGUUUGGGUAAAAUAGGGAAAGCUAGGUUCAAAAGAACUCCAAACACAAAAACACAUCAGGUAUUCUAGAAAACCCCAAAGUUGGUUUUACAUACAAUCCUAUCCCCAUACAAAUACAAAUCUUAUCCCGAUCCUUCAGGAACAGGUAAAGGAGAAAGAGAAUGGACUUCUCUGUCCUCCCUGCUCAUUCUUUCUGCUGUUCCCAUUUUCUGCUUUAUGAGGCAGCCUCAGUUUCCUCAUCAGGGUUGCUAAUUAACUUGGCAUACCUUAAGUCACCAUAUAAAUGCCAAUUAUUUCAUUUGAACUUUACAACACUCCCAUAAAGAAUCUGCCUUUAUUACCCUCAUUUUAUAGAUGAGUAAAGUGAGAGAUUAAACUACUUGCCUAGAGCCACCAUACCCUCUAGUGGCUUCUUCAUGACUAGGGAAUGCCUCAGUGAGAAAAACUGAUCAUUGUGACCAGGGUUCCUGAGGAGUCAAGUUUCAUGAUCAUGGUACACGGGGAGGGUGAUCUGGAGCAAGAAGGAUGAUGUGAAGGAACAUGAUGGCUCCUGUUCCAUUGUAGAAUUCAGGGUGUUGUGAAAGGUACUUAAAGUUAGAGAGGGUUUGGCUUUAUCUAACUCGUGGGCAGAGACUUCAAUUCCAAUUCCUAAAAAGAGAUUUUGUGAAAGGGAGAACACACAAUCUAAAAAAAAGCUGUUAUCAGAACCUGCCCAGUUUCCCACUAGUUGCAUAUUAGAGGUCUCUCUGGAAGCCCACUCUGAAGAGACCAGAAAAAUAUUAGACCAAUUCCCAAGCCCCCUUUUAGGCUAACCUUUUAUCCAUCUCAAAAAAAAGGAACGAAAAGAUUUUUAAACUGUUAGUUCUUAGCUCCUUUGGCCCACAUCUGCCUUGUCCAUUAGAUGGUCUAGAAAUACUGCAUUCCCACUCCCCCCAGCUGGGAUCAGCUGACACAAAUAUCUAGGACUGACAGAGUCUGGAUUCUGUCCCUACUAUGUGCCUGGACCUGUGUUAAGCUCUGAAGUUACAGCAAGUAACACAAGGAGUUCUGCAGGGAGCUCAUAGUGGACACAACAUGUAAACAACCUCAGUACAAAUGAGAUACAGACAGAAAAUAUGGAGAUCAACAAGAGAGAAGGCAGUAAAGGGGGUUAGGAAUGGUUUCUUGAGGGUGGAUUUUGCAAGUCAGAAAGUAGCUGUGGAACAGAGUGAAAAUGUGUCAAAAGACCACGUGUCAAGAUUUGUUCUUUGUCAGAUAAAUGGAAAAUGGACUAGGAUGGACAGGGAGAGAACAGCAAUUGCUACUACAGUAUUUAUGGAUUGAUAUGACAUUUGAGAGGUGCUGUUAAAGGAGACACAUGGGGUUGAGAAUGAGAAGAACUCCAUGGCAUACCCAAUUGAGUAUAAUGUAUAUUCCUUCACUUUGUCACCAAAGCCUCUUAGUUAAGAAGGCAAGUGACUAGCUACCCCAAGACUUAGUGGCCCCCAAAAGCCAUUUCAGGUGGUAGAUGGAACCUAGAACCCUGGUUGCUUUUGGACUUAAUUUCCUUUCAUUUAUCAGGCCAUUUCAUGCCAGCUCUUUGGGCUACAAAAAGAAACCCCAGCCUCACUGGGAGGCUACAAGGCGAAUCUAAGAAAAUGAACAUAAAAUAUCAAUAUAUUGGACUGUGGUGGGCAAAAAGUGUGGGAUAGAAGGGGCAGUUUCUGGGACUCUGGACAGAGCAGAUGGCCAAGUCAGGCCUUUCGAUCUGAGAAUUUCACUAUGGGCCAGUGA